CCACCAGCAGUGUAGGAGGGUUCCCUGUUCUCCAUUCAAAGUACUCUUUGUUUUUCCUUUGUAAAACUGGUCAUGAUUGUAAAUCAAACAAGUGUUUGUCUAGCAGUUUUUUAUAUGUAUUUUGUUUUUUACCCACAAAUAUUUGUAUUUGAAAAUAAAAGGACUUAAAAACUGUUAUUUAUUAAUUUACAUAGAAUAAAUUUGACUUUUUUGGGGGUAUACACUACUGUAAAUUUUCACACAUGUAGAUUUGUGAAAACAUCACCACAGUUAGAAUACAAGGAAUAAUUUUAUCACCUGAGGAAACUCCCUUCUGCUAUAUGCUUUAGGAAAGUCAUCUUCCCCUUGACCCUUAACUCCUGGCAACCACUGAUCUGUUCUCUUUCACUAUAAUUUUUUCUUUUUGAGAAUGUCAUAUAAAUGGAAUCAGGCAGUAUAUAUCCUUUUGAAGCAUAAUGUCUUUUAAAUCCAUCCAAGCUAUUGUGUAUGUUAUUAGAAUGUUCUUAUUUUAUUGCUGAGUAGUAUUCCAUUGUAUGGAUGUACCACUUCAGCCAUUGAAGGACAUUUGGGUAUCUAGCACAUUUUUUUUGGGCCACACUGUGGGGCAUGUAGUUCCCUGACCAGAAAUUGAACCUGCACCCCCUGCAUUGGAAGGUGGAGUCUUAACCACUGGACCACGAGAGAAGUCCCUCUAGUACAUUUUAAUGACUUUCUCAGUAAGUUCCAUGAGCAUGACAGCCUGGACUUGUUAGCAUGUGUCCUCUCUCUCUCUUUCCGUAUCUUAUUCUCUCUGUCUCUAUGUGUGUGUAUACAGACAUUACACACAUGCACCAACACACACACACCAACCAUACAUGGUGCUUUAUUUUUGAACCAUUUGUGUAAAUUGCAUCAAUCAUGGCCUUUUACUCCUAAAUACUUCAGCUUUUAGUCGUCAUGUCUUUGUAGUCUCUUUUACACUGUAAUGUCAUUUCCUGAGUCUUUCUCACUUACAACUAACAUUUUUGAAAAAUACAGUUCUACUCUGUCUCCUUCUCUCCCUUUCUUUCUCCCUUACUCUCUCCCAGAAUGUUCCUCAUUUGGGGUUUGUCUCAUAUUUCCUCAUGGUUAGAUCCAAGUUAAUCAUCCCUGGUUGGAAUAUUACAUAAGCAAUGUGUCCUUCUUGAAAUAUCGCAUCUAGCAGUAUGUGGUGUCUACCUGCUUCUCAUUAAUCAUGUCAAUUCUGGUCAAGGUGUUGUCCGAUUUCUCCGCUGUAUGAUACUUUUUUUUUGUUUUUCCUGGCAACUGUUAAGCAAUCUGUAUUGAGUUACUGCUCCUCAUUAAAAUUUUCCCCUACAUUGAGCAAAAUGAUAAUAUUUUUAUUGUUACUGGACUAAUUUUUAUUGUAAACCCCAUUUCAAGUUUUCAUUCUUUUGAUUUUAGGAUCUAUAAGUAAUUUUUAAGAUCCAUAAUAAGGUCAGUAACUGCUAUUGUAAACCAUUCUUUAGAUGUAAACCCAUCUUGAUUGGUUUAUACAUAGACGCUAUAUGUCUAAGUAAUGUAGAUGGCAUAUAUGUAAAAGAUGGUAAUAGAACAGUUUUCCUCUUAUUUUUGUAUUUUUGUACUUGUGAUGGAAUUGCUGAAUGGAAAGGAAAUAGAUAUGUGUUGAAACUUAAGGCAUGAGAUUAUUUAAAGAUAGAGGUAGUACAAAAGAAGGUUUAGCAAUAAGAAUGAGAGAGAAAUAAUUUAGUGAGCCAAUCUCCUGGAAAGAAGAGGGAGGAUGCCUACUUAGGAGGCUUAGUGUUCAGAAAUAGUUCUAUUGAAUAUUAGUAGGAAUGAGAAAAGGGAUACGAGGAAUCAUUUUGAUGUAUUAUUCCAGAGCAAAUUCAAAAUGUCACAAUUCAGUUGGGGAGAAUUAUUGUGCAUUGGAGAUAUAUGAAGAUUUUAUUAAACAUGUUAUAGAACUUAAAGCUCAUGAGAGGAUUUAAAAUUAUCUAAAUAAUACAGAUUACUGUGAAAUGCAAGUAUUUAAAGCACAGGGAAAUGUACACUCCGGUAAGUGCAGUGGGAAGCUGGGAAACUUGAGUUCUUAUCUAAACCUUGAGUGGGCAAUUUUGCCACUAAUUAGUGAUGUGCUCAUAGCAAGAAAGAUGCAGAGGUCUCUGGAUUCUUUCCCUGCAUCAACUUUUUUCAUGUUUUGAUUUCUGCGGUCUUCUUUAGUAGUGAUCACUUGUGUCUAAGAGCAGCACCUCCUAGAUGAACAGAUAUUUACUUCAAGAUCUAGUAAGAAUAAAUAUUUUUGUCUGCUUUGGAUAUUUCUAGAACAGAGGACAAAAUUAAUUAAUGAAUGUUCUGAUCUUGUUACCUUGUAGUUUACCCUCUUUAAAUUUUAUUUUGAUUUCAAUGGACCAAUUUCUCUGACUUUUUCUAGACUGUAGGAGAGUAAAAAGUUUUCCUUGACUCUCUUAGGGUCCCUAGCUGGGUCUGAAAAUUAAACUGAGAAAGACAAGACAACAGGAUUAAAGCAUACAAAUUUAAUGUACAUUUUACAUGUCAUGGGAGUCUUCAUAAGGAAAUGAAGACUCAAAGAAACUGUUAAACCUGUGUUUGAUGUAGAAUGGCAAGUCAUGGAAAGAUAUGAUAGGGAAAAGUGUAUGAGGUAAGUAUAAUAAACCAGGGGAAAUUUUACAAGUCCCAUUUGUUUGGAUUCUUCUGAGUCCUCUUGUCUUUGGAGAUAAGGAUUCCUCCCAUUAUAGGGAGGGCAGUUCUCACUUGCGGGUUUAAUGACUUCUUUCAGGGGACAAGGGCAGGGAGUAUGGGGGUGUGGCUGGGGGUGGGAGAGGUCAGAGAGAGAACUUCCUGCUCAUGCUGUAUGCUCAGACUCUUUCAGCUUAAAGUAUUCAGUAUGCCAAGGUGUAUAUUUUGGGGUAUCGUGUCCUGAACCCCAUCAUAAUUCUUUAAGUUGUAUGACACAGUUGAAAAAAAUCUGUGAGACGUAUCUCAUUAUGAUUUGUAUGUUAUUGAAAAUAUGAAACAAAAUGAACUUGAAAAACCUAGCUCUUGUUCCAUCUUUACCUCUAAUUUAUGUCAUUUCUCUGUCAUUUGGUUUUUUGGUUGUUGUUUUCUAAUUUCUGUGUUUAUAAAAUAGCAGUAACAAUAACCAGCCACAAAGGAUAGCUGUGAGAUUUGUAAGUCAUUUUGAUAAAGAUCUGUUAUCUAGUAUGCACCUCUGAUUUUUUAUUGUAAUUGAAAGAAAGUGCUGGGUAUUAUACAAAAUAUUAAUAUGGAAAUAAUUUAUAUUAUUAUCUGAAGUAGUUGUCUUGAUGUGAAAUAAAGCUGCUUUAAUAUCAAAAGGGAGUUAUAGUAUACAGUUAUAUAUAUUAUUACUGAUAUUUUAAGUGCACUGUCAGGGUAUUAGUAAUAUUAAUAAAUGUCAGAAUUAGAAAGUCUAAGCAGUCAGGUUUUUGGAAAAUUAAUGACUAAACAAUGUAUAAUAUAUAGUUUAUAGUCAACUCUUUAAAUCCUUACUUUAAAAUAUUACAUUAUGCACAGAUACAUUUUUAUUGUAAAAAAUUCGGGUUAAUUCAGAUGUAUAUAUGGUCAAAAGUCAUUAAAGGGCUUCUUUCACUCUCCUCAACUUUUCUUGUCAAAGAUAACCUUUGUCAGUAACUUGGUAUGCAACCUGAUAUCAGUCUAUAACUCAAGGCAUAUACCUUAAUAUAUUAAGGUACUAAUUGGUCGUAUUCAAUACUUUAUAUGCACCAAUUUUUUUUAAUUAAAAAAGAACAACACAGAAGAACAGCAUCUGUCAAGUUCAUUGUCCUAAAUUACUUGUUUUUGCUACUUGUUUUUUUUUUUUAAGGAAUAAAGCAAAAUUGAAGUCGCUACUGUAUAUUCAAAACAAUACAAAUAUAAAUAUUCUAUGCAUUUAAAAAAUUCACAAAAGUUACAUUACUCUUGGGCUUCCCUGGUGGCGCAGUGGUUGAGAGUCUGCCUGCUUACUUCAACUUGCUUUUUCCAUUCGAUAGCUAUUUGUUGUUGAUGUAUACAGAGUUUGUUCGUUCUGAAUAUUUAAAAUUUUCAUGUUUAAAAAAUACUUACUUUUAAAAUGAAAUAUUUAGGUUUGUGCGUUAGGAAAACUCAAGUUAACUGCAUUCUGAAAAAAUAAGUUCCUGAGAUUUCCUUUUAACAAUACUUUUGAAACACAGAUAACAUUACUUCCUGUCUCUCAGUUUCCUGUAUCCAUGGCAACCUCUGUUUUACACACUGAGUGUGGAGGAACCAAUGUGAAGAGUGGUGUUUCCUGAGCAAAUUGUGACUUAAAAAAAAAAAAGAGGUGGAGGGGUGGAGGUCAACAGUGCCACAAAAGAAAUGGAGUUUAGAAAUGUCGCUCUUCAGAUAUAGAAAGAAAACCUUUACUUGAAUCAGCUGAGUGUUAAUAAUAUGAAUUUCCUGUUCUUGCCAAUUUUGAUAUGAACAGAAAAACCAAGAACAGGGCUAUGUGUGGAGUACGUUUUUCUCUGCCUUGCCUACGACUGUUUCUACUUGUUACCUGUUAUCUUGUGUUAUUAUUCCAUAAAGAGAUACUUGGAUGUUCGUCUGUUUGCCAGCUCUGCACUGGGAAACAAAUUAACUGCCGUAACUUAGGCCUUUCAAGCAUUCCUAAGAAUUUUCCUGAAAGUACAGUUUUUCUAUAUCUGACUGGAAAUAAUAUAUCUCAUAUAAAUGAAAGUGAAUUAAUUGGACUUCAUUCUCUUGUAGCAUUGUAUUUAGAUAAUUCUAGCAUUGUGUAUGUGUAUCCAAAAGCUUUUGUUCAUUUGAGGCAGCUAUAUUUUCUAUAUCUGAAUAAUAAUUUUAUAAAACGCUUGGAUCCUGGAAUAUUUGAGGGACUUUCCAAUCUUCGUAAUUUAUAUUUACAGUCUAAUCAAGUAUCUUUUGUUCCAAGAGGAGUAUUUCAUGAUCUAGUUUCAGUUCAGUACUUAAAUCUACAAAGAAAUCGCCUCACUGUCCUCGGGAGUGGUACGUUUGUUGGUAUGAUUGCUCUUCGGAUACUUGAUUUAUCAAACAAUAAAAUUUUGAGGAUAUCAGACUCAGGCUUUCAACACCUUGGAAACCUGGAUUGUUUGUAUCUAGAAGGUAAUAAUUUAACAAAAGUACCAUCAAAUGCUUUUGAAGUUCUUAAGAAUCUUAAAAGACUUUCUUUGUCUCAUAACCAUAUUGAAGAAAUACAGCCCUUUGCAUUUAAAGGACUUGUCAGUUUGGAGUAUCUCCUCCUGAAAAAUUCAAGAAUUAAAAAUGUUACUAGGGAUGGGUUUAGUGGAAUUAGUAAUCUUAAACAUUUGAUCUUAAGUCAUAAUGAUUUAGAAAAUUUAAAUUCUGACACAUUUAGCUUGUUAAAGAAUUUAAUUUAUCUUAAGUUAGAUAGAAACAGAAUAAUCAGCAUUGAUAAUGAUACAUUUGAAAACAUGGGAGCAUCUUUGAAGAUUCUUAACCUGUCAUUUAAUAAUCUUACAGACUUACAUCCAAGGGUCCUUAAGCCAUUGUCUUCAUUGACUCAUCUUCAGGCAAAUUCUAAUCCUUGGGAAUGUAACUGCAAACUAUUGGGUCUUCGCGACUGGUUAGCAUCUUCAGCCAUUACUCUAAACAUCUAUUGUCAGAAUCCCCCAUCCAUGCGUGGCAGAGCAUUGCAUUAUAUUAAAUGGACUGACUUUACAAAUUGUGUUACAUCUUCAACAAAUGUAUCCAGAGCUUGGGCUAUAAAAUCUCUUCAUAUUCAUCACAAGACCACUGCAUUAAUGAUGGCCUGGCAUAAAAUAACCACAAAUGGGAAACAUUUGGAAAACACUGAGAGUGUUACUUUCUGGGAACGAAUUCGUACUUCACCUGCCAGUAGAUUUUUUCAAGAGAAUACCUUUGGUAAUCCAUUAGAGACUACUGCAGUGUUACCUGUGCAAAUACAGCUUACUUCUCCUGUUAACUUGAACUUGGAAAAAAACAGUGCUCUACCGAUUGAUGCUGCUUCGGUGUCAGGGAAAACAUCUGUAAUUUGUACACAAGAAGUUGAAAAGUUGAAUGAGGCUUUUGACAUUUUGCUAGCUUUUUUUAUUUUAGCUUGUGUUGUAAUCGUUUUUUUGAUCUACAAAGUUGUUCAGUUUAAACAAAAACUAAAGGCACCAGAAAACUCAGGGGAAAAUAGACUUGAAUACUACAGCUUUUAUCAGUCAGCAAGGUAUAAUGUAACAGCUUCAAUCUGUAACACUUCCCCAAAUUCUCUAGAAUGCCCUGGUUUGGAGCAGAUUCGACUUCAUAAACAAAUUGUUCCUGAAAGUGAGGCACAGGUCAUUCUCUUUGAACAUUCUGCGUUAUAAUUCAACUGAAUAUUGACUAUAAGAAAACCUCAGUGUCAUGGACAUGAAUAAAACUGAAGCAUCCUUAUAGAAUUAUAGACUUUAUUUGGAUAUAUAAUGAAUUAUAUGAGCUUAGCAUUAAUAAAUAUGUUUUUAAUAAUU
Molecule: messenger RNA, 6488 nt
Organism: Aethalodelphis obliquidens (Pacific white-sided dolphin)
Lineage: Eukaryota; Metazoa; Chordata; Mammalia; Artiodactyla; Delphinidae
Gene: LRRC70
Product: leucine rich repeat containing 70
Exons: 2
Coding region: 4452-6347 (631 amino acids)
Molecular function (GO): protein binding
Source: RefSeq, a predicted model, not a curated record